CGGAUCUGAACGGUUUGGCGGCUUGUUUGUGGUCAGUUCUGGAUUUAAGAGACUUUAUAUGAACUCUAUAUAAACUCACAGAAUUAUAGUUUUAUUUUAUUUAACAGACGAGAUGGUGGAGGGACCGGGCUGCACACUGACCGGAGAGAAAAUCCGCUCCAGAGUGAAAAAGGGACAAAAAGUGCUGCAAAUUAGAGGAAACGCAGUAAGUGUGUGUGUGUGUGGUGGUCAGGGAGACUUGUUCCAGUGUUUUGGGGGUGGUCAGUACACCGGAGUGCAGACACUCGGUAAAGAACUCUUCAUGUACUUCGGAGGUCGAGCGUUAAGGCUGCACUUUGGGAUGGACGGCUCCAUGCGUAUAAACACGGCGGAGAGAAAAGACAGCAGAGGAAGUCCUCCGACUCUCAUCAUCUCCCUCACUGAAGACACGCUGACCUUCUACAACACCACCGCUGAAAUCCGACUCUCAGAGGACUGCAGGGAGAAGGUGCGUCUCAUGGCGAGUCUGGACGUCUGUUCUCCGAGCUUCAGUGUGUGUGCUGCGGUGGAGGCGGUGUGUAGAGAGAGUGGACGCAGUGUGUGUGACGUCCUGCUGGAUCAGUCGGUUCUGCCCGGAGUCGGGAACAUCAUCAAGAACGAGGCGCUCUUUCUCACCGCUCUGAAUCCUGUGGUCAAGGUGAAUCAGCUUAAGCCUGAACUGCUCCAGCACCUGGUGAAGAUGACCAGAGAUUUCACACUGCUCUUUUAUCAGUGUCGGAAAAGUGGCUCGGCGCUCUAUAAGCACUGUAAAGUGUAUAAGCGCUCCAGCUGUGGUCAGUGCAGUGCUGCGGUCACCGUGUGUCGGUUAAGGAAUGACAACAGGAUGACGUACUUCUGCUCACGCUGCCAGACUGAAGAUCCCACUGAAAUCGACAUCAGUAAACUCCCCAGGCUGACCACUCUACCUAGACAGGCGAGUCAGAAAUCUGUGCAGGACGUCGACCAGGUCGCCACAAAAGAGGAAGAAGAGUGGUCAUGUGACCUCUGCACUCUGAUUAACCGACCAAUCAUCAAGUUCUGUGAAGCGUGCAUGAAUCCUCGACCGCAGGGUCAUACAGAAGCAGUGAAGGAUCCUCCCUUCUUUAGUGAACUUAUCCGCUUCCCUCACAACACUUUCUCCAAACCUCAGCAGGAAGUGAAGCUCAACUGCAGGGCUGCUUUCGGGAACACCACCCUCGUCCUGUCUGACCUCGGCGCCGGACCCGCUACACCUCCGAGUCACACCGCUGACCGCAGGACCGGCGUAGGGCUAGGGAGCGACUCCAGCACAGCUACGAUCAGGACACGGCCCACAGGACCUCACGGCUCCAAACGGGCCUCGUAUGGAUUUCCCAGCAUUCCGAGCAAGAGGAGGAAGACAGAGAGCGGAGAGCCGGGACGUCUGACCGGAGCCGAGCCGCAGGGUGAGAAGCAGCAGACUUCAGGCACUACAUCACAACCCACAAUCCCUUGCUGCACCACUCACCAUCGCCCCGCCGUCCUCAGGGUGGUCACUAAAGAGGGAGAGAAUAAAGGACGACAAUUCUACACCUGCCCCCUUCCCCGAGGAUCCCAGUGUCACUUCUUCCAGUGGGCGGAUCUUCACUUCCCCACGUGUCAUCAUGGUAAACGCUCCCUGAUGAGAAGUGUCCUGAAGCUGGGGCCGAAUAACGGCCGGCGGUUUUACGUUUGUUCGCUGAAACAGGGGAAGCAGUGCGAGUUCUUCCAGUGGGCGGAGCAAAACUCGUGA
Hemibagrus wyckioides is the source of this 1768-nucleotide messenger RNA. RefSeq names its product nei-like DNA glycosylase 3 (gene neil3). Gene Ontology annotation, cellular component: nucleus. The coding region runs from base 113 to 1768 and encodes 551 amino acids. Lineage: Eukaryota; Metazoa; Chordata; Actinopteri; Siluriformes; Bagridae. Gene Ontology annotation, biological process: base-excision repair. The record is from RefSeq and is a predicted model, not a curated record. The transcript is spliced from 10 exons. Gene Ontology annotation, molecular function: zinc ion binding; damaged DNA binding; DNA-(apurinic or apyrimidinic site) endonuclease activity.